Lottia gigantea (owl limpet) is the source of this 1734-nucleotide messenger RNA. RefSeq lists its product as hypothetical. Gene Ontology annotation, biological process: regulation of RNA splicing. The annotation marks the transcript as partial. Gene Ontology annotation, cellular component: nucleoplasm; ribonucleoprotein complex. Gene Ontology annotation, molecular function: mRNA binding; 3'-5'-RNA exonuclease activity. NCBI's taxonomy places the organism in Eukaryota, Metazoa, Mollusca, Gastropoda, Lottiidae. The record is from RefSeq and is a predicted model, not a curated record. The transcript has 11 exons.
AAUUAUUUAGUGGCCUUAUUUUGUACUUCUGCUGGGAAAAAUCUGGAAGAACUUGGAUCGGACGAGGAACAAGUUAUAUCAUUUGUGUACCUGUUAUACGAUGUCACUAAUAAUAAGGUGAUCGCCUUACAACAUCAUUAUGUUAAGCCACAACCAAAUGAAUUAUCAGAAACACUUCUCACAGAAGACUGUAAGGCAGAAACAGGCAUCGAUGAAAAUAUGAUAAAAAAUGGCCAGUCUUUGGAUCACGUCUUUGAGGAGUUCGAACGAUUUUUAUACGCUAAAGGUGUGCAUACAGAUCACGGAGGAAAAUCGUUUUGUUUUGUUACUGAUGGACCCAAUCAUAUACGACAGUGUCUUCAUCCAGAAACGUGCAAUAAAAACAUUACUCUGCCUUCAUAUUUCAAUAAAUACUACGAUUUAAGGAAGGAAUUCAAGAAGUUCUACAAAACAGAUACUAUCAAAAAUAUCAAAGCAAUGUUGGACUAUUUAGGAUUAGAAGGUGACCAGUCUGUAGAAUAUGGAGUUAAACAAUGUCAAGAAAUGGCCAGUAUUGUCCAUCGACUAGUCAAUGAUGGGCAUGUAUUUGGUGAUUCAGAUAUCGUCAGUGAAAGAUUGGAACCUGGAAUAUGUAGUAAGAAUGAGUUUGUAGAUGAUAAUACAGUAGUUAGAGCUCGAGGUCUACCAUGGCAAUCAUCAGAUCAAGAUAUAGCCAGAUUUUUCAAGGGUCUCAAUAUAGCAAAGGGUGGAGUUGCACUCUGUCUCAGUCCCCAGGGUAGAAGAAAUGGUGAAGCUCUAGUUAGAUUCGAAUCAGAAGAACACAGAGAUUUAGCUUUACGUCGACAUAAACAUCACAUAGGUCAGAGAUAUAUAGAAGUAUAUAAAGCAACAGGAAAAGAUUUUAUCAAUGUCGCUGGUGGUAAUAACACUGAAGCUCAAGCUUUCCUCUCUAGAGGUGGUCAAGUCAUUAUCAGAAUGCGAGGUUUGCCUUUCACAGCAACAACCCAACAAGUGCUCGACUUCUUUGCAAGAGAACCAAAUCAAUGCACAGUGCUCGAUGGUGAAGAUGGUAUACUCUUUGUCCAUUAUCCAGAUGGUAGAUCAACGGGUGAUGCGUUCGUGUUAUUCUCAUCCGAGGAAGAAGCUAACAAGGCUCUGAAGAAACAUCGGGAUAUAAUGGGCACACGGUAUAUUGAACUGUUUAAGAGCACAACUGCUGAAGUGCAACAGGUCCUAAACAGAAGUAUGGAUCCUCGUAAUCCAGAACAACCAGAGAGUCAGUUAUCACCACUAAUAGCACAGAUACCACAACAAGCUACGUUACCCAUACUUCCUCAGAAUUAUAUUACCAGUGGAACACGUCGGGAUUGCGUUAGGUUACGGAAUUUACCGAGUGGAGCUCAAGUAACUGAUAUUUUAACGUUUUUAGCGGAAUACUCUCAGUUCAUCGUGUAUCAAGGCGUGCACAUGGUUUACACAUCGCAGGGCGAAGCUAGUGGUGAAGCAUUCAUACAAAUGGAGUCCGAAGAAGCAGCUGUGCUAACGUCUAUCAACAGACACAGAAGGCAGAUGAUCUUUGCUAACAAAAAACGUAUCAUAGAUGUCAUACCAUGCUCUGGAGAUGACAUGAGUUUAGUGCUAACCAAUGGUAUGCCAAUGACGCAGGCUCUUCCACCAGCAGGUAUUCCUUCUGCUGCUAUGCCUCCAACUGCUUUGCCUCCUGCAGUUACUCCA